Diceros bicornis minor is the source of this 3096-nucleotide messenger RNA. It is a transcript of the gene SHOX2, whose product is annotated as SHOX homeobox 2. Gene Ontology annotation, molecular function: DNA-binding transcription factor activity, RNA polymerase II-specific; sequence-specific double-stranded DNA binding. Bases 145 to 1194 code for a protein of 349 amino acids. Gene Ontology annotation, biological process: regulation of transcription by RNA polymerase II. The transcript is spliced from 6 exons. NCBI's taxonomy places the organism in Eukaryota, Metazoa, Chordata, Mammalia, Perissodactyla, Rhinocerotidae. The record is from RefSeq and is a predicted model, not a curated record. Gene Ontology annotation, cellular component: nucleus.
UCCUCCUCCUCCCUCUCCUCCCCACCCCUGCCCCAUUGAUGUGUUAUUAUUGGGGGGGCUGGAGCAGUAAAAAGAGAAGAAGGAAAAAAAGAGCGGGGCUCGGCUGGGAGAGGUUGAGCGCGGGGCUGACGGACAUCGGCGGCGAUGGAAGAACUUACGGCGUUCGUCUCCAAGUCUUUUGACCAGAAAGUGAAGGAGAAGAAGGAGGCGAUCACGUACCGGGAGGUGCUGGAGAGCGGGCCUCUGCGCGGGGCCAAGGAACCGACCGGCUGCGCAGAGCCGGGCCGCGACGACCGCAGCAGCCCGGCAGUCCGGGCGGCCGGCGGAGGCGGAGGCGGAGGAGGCGGAGGAGGUGCAGGAGGAGGAGGAGCAGGCGGAGGAACUGGAGGAGGGCGCUCUCCCGUCCGGGAGCUGGACGUGGGCGCCGCCGAGAGAAGCAGGGAGCCGGGCAGCCCGCGGCUCACCGAGGGUAGAACGAGGCCAAGGCAGAUCAAGGUCCAGGCUACGCUGUUUCUCUCGGGAGACGCGUUAGGCUCCUUUUUUUUGUCGCCAGAGCUGAAGGAUCGAAAAGAGGAUGCGAAAGGGAUGGAGGACGAAGGCCAGACCAAAAUCAAGCAGAGGCGAAGUCGGACCAAUUUCACCCUGGAACAACUCAACGAGCUGGAGAGGCUAUUUGACGAGACCCACUACCCGGACGCCUUCAUGCGCGAAGAACUGAGCCAACGGCUAGGGCUCUCCGAGGCCCGAGUGCAGGUUUGGUUUCAAAAUCGAAGAGCUAAAUGUAGAAAACAAGAAAAUCAACUUCAUAAAGGUGUCCUCAUAGGAGCUGCUAGCCAAUUUGAAGCAUGUAGAGUGGCACCCUAUGUCAACGUAGGUGCUUUAAGGAUGCCAUUUCAGCAGGAUAGUCAUUGCAACGUGACGCCCUUGUCCUUUCAGGUUCAGGCGCAGCUGCAGCUGGACAGCGCCGUGGCGCACGCGCACCACCACCUGCACCCGCACCUGGCCGCGCACGCGCCCUACAUGAUGUUCCCGGCGCCGCCCUUCGGACUGCCGCUCGCCACGCUGGCGGCGGACUCGGCCUCGGCCGCGUCUGUGGUAGCUGCCGCCGCCGCCGCCAAGACCACCAGCAAGAACUCCAGCAUCGCAGAUCUCAGACUGAAAGCCAAAAAGCACGCGGCUGCCCUGGGUCUGUGACGCCAACGCCAGCGCCAACGUCGCGCCUCCAGCGUGGCGCGCAGCCUGCACGCCCUCCGCGCCCCGCUGCUCCUCCGUUACCCUCUCCGGACCUCCGGCGCCGAGCCUCCUUCCGCCCGCUGAUCGCCCCUUGCCCCCUUCCGCAUCCCGGGCUCGGAGGGCCGGACUCCGCGCGGGACCCGGGAUCCCACGUGGCACGCCAGCUCCGUGGCUCCUGACUAUUCACCUACCUAAGGGCCUAGAAUUCGCCUUUGUAGGGGCGGGCUGGGGAAGUCUGGAGAGAGACGGGAUGAGGGAGUGCUGGGACAGCGCAGUGUGGCUGACGGCAAAGGUGCACCGGUGGACUCCGGCAUAGAAAGAAACAUCAUGUUAAUAAAAAAUGAGUACAAAAAAAGAGUAGAAAAGACAAACCAGAGAGAAAAAGAGCAAGGGAACUUAUUGCUAUUUGACAGAAGCUGAAAUCGGAGAGAGAACCAUGGAACAAACUUUUAGAAAGUAAAGUAUUUUAUACAUUUAACAAUACGGAAAAAUAACCAGGAUGAAUCUCGAGAGAAUGGGGGAGAGUUACCAACUGUAGUGUAUGUUUUUUUUUUUUUAAUGGGCUGAGAAGACAAAACGGAAAGAAGAAUACUUAUUUAAAGACUUAAGAUGAAACAAAAGUGCGCAGCUGGGAAGUUCACGGGUUUUGAAACUGACCUUUUUCUGCGAAGUUCACUUUAAUACAAGAAAUUUGAUGAGAGGCGGGCCUCCUUUUACGUUGAAUCAGAUGCUUUGAGUUAAAAGCCACCACGUGUGGAAGACCAAGAAGAGGGAAGGCAGUAUAAAAACGAGGAGAGAACAAAUAUAAAUGCAGAAAGCUGACACUACAGACAGCGAUUUCGCUGAGCAAUUGUCAUGGCAGAACUGUGCAGACUGCCACAGUCAAUUCCGGUGUGCAUGUUACUUGUGUUCCAUUGAUGGCGUCUCCCCCUCCCGGCUUUGCUCACAUGCACUUACUCCAUUUUCAUCUCCAGUAAGAAAAACAACACCCAAAGCGUCUGGAAAUUGAUAUAUAUCUAUAUAUAUUUUUGCCCCGUCGUUGAUCCUGGGUGACAAAAAAGUCGGAAGGGAAAAAAUUUACACUCUGAUUAUCCCAAGAAAAUAUGGGGAAAGGAAAAAGGAAAACAAGAAGACCCAAUGAAAUGAAGGUACAGCGCCUCACGCGGGGCCUGACAUACAGUAGGCGCUCAGUGUUAGUCCCCUCCCCCGCCCCUUUCUUGACUUCCCUCUUGCUGAUUUCCUGAAGUCCUAUUUGAGGACUGCUUUAUUUCCCCCUCUCUAUCCUGUCACACCUUAAACAACACCCAGCUACAUACAGGCACUAGGUUUGUGUAAAAUAUGUUGAUACACACGAACAAAGUUUAUUUUGGCUAUAAUGUGUGAACUGAUGGCUGACUUUCAACAUUUGCAUUUUAUCUCACGAAGGUGUAUAUUCAAGUAAUUUUUUGUUUCAAUUCAUGUAGCUAUUUAAACUGGGGUACCCUGGACUAAGCAAUCUGUAUCCCAAUUCUCUAGAAGUCCUCCUUAGUUUUUUUUUUCCCCCUUCUAAUUUACAAGAAAGAGGAAAAGCUCUUUUAACUGAACUUUGGUAUGCGGUUGAGCUUUGUAACUAUUUGUUCUCCAUGAAAACAAAAUUAUUUAUAUUUGCCAUAUUUUUUCUAGUGUAUUAAGUUAUUUUAAACAAAAGAUGCUGUUAUUUCAUGACGUGUUGUCGGUACAAAAUGUUUCGGUUUCACCUCUGUUAAACCUUUUAAAGAAGUGCCAAGUUAUUAAUUGAAGACACUUUGCGAUCAACUGAAUGAAAAUAGUAUUGUUUCAUUCGAUGGGGUGCGCGUCAUCUUUGUUCCUGUUACUAUUAAACUA